GGUGGUGGUAGUGAUGGGAAAUCGCGGGUAAACGCGUGGAAAAUGCGAGGAGAACGGGCGCAAACGUGGAGAAACCGCCGCGUGGAGAACGAGAAUCGUCCAAGAGAAAGAGGAGCAGCGGAGGAGGAGUAGGAGGAGGAGUUGUGACUCGCGAAAUAAGCCAAGCUUUCGAGACAAACGAAAGGGUGAGUGAGAAACGAACGAACUGUUUCCUUCUUCUUCUUCUUCUUCUUCUUCUUCUUCUUCUUAACCGGGAGCUUUUUUCCAUUUCGUCGAAAGGAUAUCUAAUCCAUCGGCCUACCAACCCAACCAACCAACCAACCAACCAACCAGGUCCAUCUUUUCUUCCAUUCCCGUCGUUCGUCGUUCCACGCCGAGAACCAGUGACGAGAGGCGACGAGGGAAGAGGGCGCGGCGCAACGACCACGUUCGGACAGAUGUGCGCGCUCGUGUACGCGACGGACGGACGGCCUAGGAGCUACGUUUCCUACGAGCCUCUCGCGACCACCGCCGCCCGCCACCACUGACGUUCCGCCCGCGUUCUCCCUUUCUUACCGACCGAGGAGAUGGGCUCCCCGUCGCGUUUCGCCUCGGAUCGGGGGAUCCUCGAGUGCCCGGGCCCGUGCAAUCCCAAGAACAAGGUGUGCCGGCGGACGUGCGUCCAGAACAUGAUCACCAUCCUCGAGGACCUGCCCCCCUGCAUCCGGUCGAGGCUUCGCCAAGAGGAUCUCCUCUCCGUGUUCACCAAGGAUCAGGAUUACGAGCAGUCGUGCGCCGCGGCCAAUCCGACGGGAGGCAACCCGUCGUCCCAGAUGGGGGCUACCUGCGAGGGGAAGGCGUGCGCCAAGCGUUCCGUGUCCGACAAGUCGUCCGUGUCGACCAAAGGCGACGAGCGUUCGGUGGAGGUGAUGGGGGGGCUGAGCAUGAGGGCGGAGGACGAGGGGACGCAGACGAUCGAGGAGAAGAAGAUACAGACCGAGCAGACGAUCCGCCAGAUCACGUCCCAGUUUUGCGCGAUCGCGUCCGAGACGAGAACGUUCACCCAGCAGACCGAGGACGCGGCGAUCCUCGUCCAGACGACGAGCACCCGCGGCUUCCAGGCGUUUCAAACGGCGACCGAGGCGACGGCCGGAUUAGAGCUGGGGAUAAGAGGCGGAUUAUUGGAGGGAAUGACGGAAGGAAUGGAGGAAAUAGUGGCAGCGGAAAGAGGGGUAGGGGGGAUAAUGGAAGGAAUAACAGGAAGAGGAGGGGCGUUAAUAGGUGGAAUAACGGGAGGAAGAGGAGGAGGGGAAGAAGUGGGGGGAGGGGGUGGGGGAGGGGCAGCAGGAGGACGAGGGAGAUCCUCGUGCUCGUGUUCUUUCGUCAGGGCUAUCAUUUAUUCCGGCUUGCUCAUUACGCUAGCGAUCUUUGCCAAGCAGAGACCGAUGUGCGAGAUCAUCCUGUCCAUGCAAAUUUGCGGACUUAUCGCUAUUUUGAGCUGGAAAUUAUUCGGCACCGUGAUGCCGUGAACAGGGGAGGCAGGGAGAGAAGAAGAAGAAGAAGAAGAAAAACAAGAAGAAGAAGAAGAAGAAGAAGGAGAAGGAGAAGAAGAAGAAAAAGUAAAAAUAAAAAUAAAAAUAAAAAUAAUAAAAAUAAUAAUCGUGCGCGUGAUCCUCGUCUCCUUCCAUCCAUUAGGACGGAGGGAGAGGAGAGGAGAGGAAAGAUCUCUCCUCGAUCGUCCCUCGUCUCUUCCGUUUCCUACGAGACCGCAAACGGCCCACGACCGCAAACAUCGAUUCGACCACCUCCUCUCCCUCCUCUCCGCGCAUUAAUCCAUACAUCGCUCGUUUCUUAGCUUAGAAA
Messenger RNA from Apis florea (little honeybee), 1842 nucleotides. RefSeq lists its product as uncharacterized. The record is from RefSeq and is a predicted model, not a curated record. Lineage: Eukaryota; Metazoa; Arthropoda; Insecta; Hymenoptera; Apidae.